AUGACCUCCGAAAAUACGAAUUCCGAUGACACGCCGCAGAAUCCUCGUCGACCUCAGGCUCAGCUGUCACGCAGCAUCUUCGCAGUACCAGCCCCGAUAAAGCAGCUUUUCGACAAGUUUCCGCUCCUCACAUACCCAACGAACGAGCUCCCGCAACGCGCGCCCAGAAAUCGUAAUGCGCAUGUCCUAUAUGUUUUCGCAACCCAGGGAGAGGCUUUGGAGGGAGCGCCAUCUUAUAAUCCGGCCUGUUUGAAAUGGCAGGCUUACCUCAAGUUUUCCAAUAUCGACUUCCGGAUCGCUUGCUCAAAUAAUCAUGCCUCGCCGAGCGGAUCGCUUCCCUUCCUCCUGCCGUCCUCUCCCGAGUCUUCGAAACAGAUACAGCCGGUUCCGUCUGGCAAGCUGCAAAGGUGGAGCAUGAACAAUAGUCCCUCAGCUAUUGAGGAACCUGGAGACUUGCGAUACGAAGCAUAUCUUUCUUUGCUAGACCAUCGAAUACGGCGGGCUUGGCUCUACAGCAUCUACCUCUCUCACAACUCAACCUCGAUCGCCGAACCGCUCUACAUACUCCCUGCCUCCAGCAACCCAUUCGUCCGCCUGGCAAUCGCACACGAACUACACCGUGCAGCCGAAAAAGAGCUGCUGAAAUUCUCAGCAGUCAUAAACGCCGAAGUGCUGUACGCACAAGCGGAAGAAGCUUUUGCAGCGCUCGGGGCGGUUCUUGGAGAAGAUCGCUGGUUCUUCGGAGCUAGCAAACCUUGCCUAUUCGAUGCCAGUGUCUUCGCUUACACGCAUCUCCUCAUGGACGAUAACCUCGGGAACGGCUGGGUGGAUACGCGUUUACGCGACGCGAUGCUGUCGCGCCAGAAUUUAGUGGACCAUCGGAACCAGAUACUCAGCACAUACUUUCCUCGCACCACGUGA
Messenger RNA from Trematosphaeria pertusa, 921 nucleotides. RefSeq lists its product as uncharacterized. The record is from RefSeq and is a predicted model, not a curated record. Gene Ontology annotation, biological process: mitochondrion organization. Gene Ontology annotation, cellular component: SAM complex. Bases 1 to 921 code for a protein of 306 amino acids. Lineage: Eukaryota; Fungi; Ascomycota; Dothideomycetes; Pleosporales; Trematosphaeriaceae. The transcript is spliced from 3 exons.